Molecule: messenger RNA, 621 nt
Organism: Ipomoea triloba (trilobed morning glory)
Lineage: Eukaryota; Viridiplantae; Streptophyta; Magnoliopsida; Solanales; Convolvulaceae
Exons: 3
Coding region: 16-567 (183 amino acids)
Source: RefSeq, a predicted model, not a curated record
GAUCCACAACUGAAAAUGGUGAGUUUGAAGGGAUGCGGCAUUGUGGCAUUGCCGGUGGUCUGUCUAACCUUGACGACCCUUGUCCUCCAUGCAGAUGCUGCCCGCACCGGCGCCGCUGCUGCUGCCAGUGCCCCUGCCGGCGGCAACAUCUACUGCGCCACCGCAUUUGACAAGAUCCGCUGCGAGAAAGUGACCAAAACCGCCACGAAUUGGACCCAGGCGAUGACGAUGGUUUUAAGCGACGCGGUGAAACACAAUGAAAAUACCAUUCGUCAGAGUAAAGAGGAGGCUUUGGGAGACACCGGUUGCUCCGAGACCUACACUAACAUCCACGCCAGAUUGAAGGAGUGCUUGGAUUUGGUCGGCAAAGCGGACAGAAAUGAUGAAAUAAACUUCAAACUAGCCGCGGCAGUAACGAGCCUUGAAGAUUGUAAAAAUGCACUUCAAGAUCUGAGAGAUGACGAGACUCCAUUUUAUAUACUCAAUCGUCAUUUCAAUCACGCCCUCAAAAUUUGUUUGGCUGUUGAUAGAUCCAGGAAAGUCGACAUUGCCCUCAGUGAAAUAUAAUCCAAUGUUUCGUAUCCUUGAUUGCCUCGCCUCAUUUGUCUCCCUAGCUACGUA